GUGAAAUUCCGGCUUAGCCCUAACUUGCCCACACAACAUUCAACUUCCAAUUCCACCGCAUUGUGCGCGACCGAAGAAAAGUUCAGCCCAGGACAAUUCAAGGUAAGGAGGGAUUUGAGCCAACACCACGACAUCACCAAACCAGUAAGUCAGUCUUCUAUUCUCCUUUCUUCAUUCUCUCCGCCAACCAAAUGAUCUUCUAAAGAAACAACUACAUCUCUCUUUUUUUCAAUUGUUUCUUUUAUUUUUCCCAUCUUGCCAUCUCCCUAUCUUCCGACCUUCUUAAUACCCACUCGUCUCUAACAACGAUAUUAUCAGCACAUCGUCACAAUGGGCGACGCAUCAAUCGAAUCCCCCGAAUGGCGCAAGGUCGAGGUCGGCCGUAUCGUCCUCGUCCAGGGCAACGGCCCUUACGCCGGUAGACUGGCUGCUAUCGUCGAGAUCAUCGACCACAAGCGCGCUCUGGUUGAUGGACCUUCGUCAGACCCUAAGCUGGUCGUUCCCCGACAAGCUAUCUCUUUUGCCGAUGUGCUCCUCUCCGACCUGAAGAUUGCGAAGCUACCGCGCGCCGUCCGAACAGGAACCCUGAAGAACGCAUGGGCGAAGGCCGAGAUCGACGGCAAGUGGAAGGAGAGCAAGUGGGCCAAGCGAAAGGAGCAGACAGAGCGAAGAAGGGCGCUCACCGACUUCGACCGAUUCAAGGUCAUGCGACUCAAGAAGCAACGACGAUUCGAGGAGCAAAAGGCCCUGGCCAAGGUCAAGGCAUCCGCAUGAACGGCAAUAGGAGCAUGAAGGGGGACGGAAUGGUUGAUUCUGUUACAACGGUCUCUUUCAGCUGGAGAGGAAGGUAGUCUACGGGUCUGGUCUGCAUGAAAUGACACAUUGGCAUGGGGUUGCUGGUUUCUUCUGAUUCGUCUGGCAAGACCUGUAUGUCACUCAUAAAAAUCUCGAUGAGGUGACCGGCGUCAAUGAUACGGAAAUUUACAACAACCUGAGGCUGUCUUCUACGUGAUUACAUCUUCGCCUGGUGAAAUUUGUGCUAUCAUAUAGACAUACCCAGAUUCUCGAGUUUGCACAAGUGUAGAUUCGAUACGCGAGUUGACAAUACAAUUCCUCCGAAGGGUCCCUAAUACAUAUAUGCC
This is a messenger RNA of Daldinia vernicosa, 1142 nucleotides long. RefSeq names its product ribosomal protein L14-domain-containing protein. The record is from RefSeq and is a predicted model, not a curated record. Gene Ontology annotation, cellular component: cytosolic large ribosomal subunit; ribosome. Gene Ontology annotation, biological process: translation; ribosomal large subunit biogenesis. Bases 331 to 774 code for a protein of 147 amino acids. Gene Ontology annotation, molecular function: structural constituent of ribosome; RNA binding. NCBI's taxonomy places the organism in Eukaryota, Fungi, Ascomycota, Sordariomycetes, Xylariales, Hypoxylaceae. The transcript has 2 exons.